UAGAGCUUUGCUCAACCAAAUCCAUAUACACUUAUCCAUGGCUUCUACAUCUAAUUAUCAUGCCUUCUUCUUCCUUUACUCCAUUCUUUUAUUUAUUUCUGCAUUUGCAGCUACAGCAGUAUCCCUCGGCUCAAAAUCUCUAGUCCUUCCAGUUCUCAAAGACAAAUGCUCCGGCCAAUACCUCACCCAAAUUAACCAAAGAACCCCGCUUGUUCCGGUCAAGCUAACCAUCGAUCUUGGUGCCAGGUUCAUGUGGAUAGACUGCGACACUUAUGUCUCAUCUUCAUAUAAACCCGUUCCUUGCGACUCGGCCCUCUGUGCACUCGCUGACGCACAUUCCUGUACUACUGAGUGCUACUCUAGUCCAAAACCAGGGUGCCACAACAAUACAUGUAGCCACUUCCCAGGUAACCCAGUGAUUGGUCUGAGCACAUCCGGCGACAUUGGCCAAGAUAUCGUGUCUCUUAAAUCCAUCAAUGGCGUAACCGUUUCGGUCCCUGAUGUUCCGUUUGUUUGCGGUACCGGAAUCCUGCUGGAGAAUUUGGCCGAUGGGGUGACUGGCGUGGCUGGUUUAGGAAGACACAACAUUUCACUUCCGUCGGCUUUAGGGUUUCCGAAUAAAUUCUCUGUAUGUUUGAGUUCUACAACAAACUCGAGCGGCAUAAUAAUACUCGGCGACUCGGUUAAAAUCCCAAGCAAUCUCCUUACGCAUACCCCAUUAAUCCGCAAUCCAGUGAGUACUGCUGGGUCUCAUUUCGAAGGGGAAGCGUCGACAGACUACUUCAUCGGACUUACGUCGAUAAAGAUCGCCGGAAAAGAAGUCAAAUUCAACAAGACUCUACUGUCAAUCGAUAGCGAAGGCAAAGGCGGAACUAAGAUCAGCACGGUUGAGCCAUACACUGUUUUGCACACCACUAUCUAUAAGGCCGUGGUGAGAGCUUUUGUGAAGCAGUUGAACAACAGAUUUUUUCAGGUGCAGCCGCCCGUUGCGCCAUUCGGGGCAUGUUUUCAGUACAGCACCACCUUCGACGUCGACGAACAAGGACCGAUGGUGCCUUUGAUUGAUCUGAUUUUGGAUAGUGCAGGCGGUAGCAGUGUGGUUUGGAGACUGGUGGGUGCAAAUUCAAUGGUGAGAAUCAGUAGCUUAGUGAUGUGUUUGGGAGUUGUUGAUGGAGGAUUAGAGCCUAGAACCUCCAUUGUUAUCGGUGGACAUCAAUUAGAAGAUAAUCUUCUACAGUUUGAUCUUGCAAAUUCAAGACUUGGGUUCAGUUCUAGUCUACUGGCGAAGAACACUACCUGUUCUAAAUUCAAAUUUAGUCGCUCCAAACUGUUUGAUCUUUAAGUUUUCUUUUUUUGAUGAAUGUGUUUGAUCUUUUAAGUUGAACUUAUUUUCCAGAUCUAAAUAAACAGUGAUCCUUGAGAAGGAUGUUUAAGCAGUAA
Molecule: messenger RNA, 1440 nt
Organism: Mercurialis annua (annual mercury)
Lineage: Eukaryota; Viridiplantae; Streptophyta; Magnoliopsida; Malpighiales; Euphorbiaceae
Product: probable aspartic proteinase GIP2
Exons: 1
Coding region: 38-1342 (434 amino acids)
Biological process (GO): proteolysis
Molecular function (GO): aspartic-type endopeptidase activity
Source: RefSeq, a predicted model, not a curated record